Guyanagaster necrorhizus is the source of this 668-nucleotide messenger RNA. RefSeq lists its product as uncharacterized. The record is from RefSeq and is a predicted model, not a curated record. The transcript has 2 exons. Bases 319 to 612 code for a protein of 97 amino acids. NCBI's taxonomy places the organism in Eukaryota, Fungi, Basidiomycota, Agaricomycetes, Agaricales, Physalacriaceae.
GCAACGAUCUACUCCCCCUCCCCAAGACGACUUUUGAUAAAUGUUGCUGUAUCGAUCCGUGGCCCCGGGGUACUAUCGUCUGCCGUGUGGGAUACAAAAUUUGGAAUGAAGGCUUCGACCGAUUAUCGAUUCGAUAGCUGUAGACGGCGCCGAACCGUCGGUGUGAAGAUCCUCGGAAAAUAAUGAGGUCUGGAGAACAGCCGGGGAUUACCAAUAGUCAUGACGCUGGAAGUGAGUUGGUUGCUCUGUCCGAAACUCGGACUUGAUAAAAAAAACUCGGAAAUCAGCGUGCACCUAUAACAGGAACAGCAGCGCUACAUGGAUGGGUUUCAAAAAGAGUUUGGACACCUGAAUCGCAGAGAUACGGUCAACGGACUAUUUUUAUACGCCAUCAUCAUCACCACCGCAGGACCCACUCGGGGUCUAACGUGUACAUUCAGCUUCCACAAAAUCAGCUUCUCAAAAGAAGAAAGCCAGCGGACUACCGGCUCCAAUGUCCCUUAUGGAAUCCGGCUUUUGCCAGUCAAUGAACACGGUUCCUCAGAAGCUCUAUCCAGUCGUCGCUUCAGCCGUAGCAAACGGAAACUGAAGUUAAGACUGCCGAUGGCCUGAAUAUGCCGGGCUGGAAUCAAUGAUAAUAUUCGAUGACUGAUACAGGUACCAUUCAU